Messenger RNA from Petromyzon marinus (sea lamprey), 6473 nucleotides. The record is from RefSeq and is a predicted model, not a curated record. NCBI's taxonomy places the organism in Eukaryota, Metazoa, Chordata, Hyperoartia, Petromyzontiformes, Petromyzontidae.
GGGUCAAUAAUCGUCCACAAUCGCGUGACGUCAUUUAUGGACGGCCCCAAAGCUCGCACGCGGGUUGGUCACGAGGAGGUGGAGCUCUCGGCGCCGACCAAUGGGAGCGAUGCCCGCGCGGCCGGGCUCGCCUGUCCGAGCUGGGAAAUCCGAAGCGCGCGUCGGGGCCCAGAGAGGGAGAGAGAGGCUGCCGGGGCACUCCACAAAUCCGCGACCGAGCGCCGUCAGGGCCCUAGCGAGUCGCCAGGGGCAGUAGCCCCAGCAGGAGCAGGGGCAGCAGGAGCGGGGGGACUCGGCCUACCCGCGCGAUGCCGCCAGCGUGAGAGCCAGCGGCCACCGGUGACCAGGAGUCGCAAGGAAUGGCCAGCCAGUGAGAUGGACAAUAGGAGCAACGGGGACAUGCGUGGACAGCGGAGAACGCACAGACGCCCCCCGCCCGUGCCAGGCGAGGGGGGGGCGUUGAAGGCGUCUGCCGUGGGGGGCGCGCCUCCCCCCCACAUGGAGCCCCCCGUGCGCUCCCAGCUCUUCUCCAUCCAGCAGUUCGGGGCCCGCGACAACCUCGUCAAGUGCCUCCUGCUGAGCCGCGAGAGGGAGUACACCACCCCAAGAGACUUCCGGUUCCACGUGGGCACGUACAACGUGAACGGGCAGUCCCCGGGCGAGGCGCUCGGCCCGUGGCUCGCAGGCGACCCCGAGCCGCCUGACGUCUACUGCGUGGGGUUCCAGGAGCUGGACCUGAGCAAGGAGGCGUUUGUGUUCAGCGACUCCCCCAAGGAGGAGGAGUGGCUCCGUGCCGUCACCGAGAGCCUGCACCCGGGGGCACGAUACGUCAAGGUGCGGCUGGUGAGGCUGGUUGGGAUGAUGCUGCUGGUGUUUGCGAGGGAGGAGCACGCCUCGUUCAUCUCCGAGGUGGAGGCUGAGACCGUGGGGACCGGAAUCAUGGGCAAGAUGGGAAACAAAGGCGGCGUGGCGGUGCGCUUCCUCCUGCACAGUUCGUCGGUGUGCGUGGUGAACGCUCACCUCGCCGCCCACACCGAGGAGGUGGAGCGCCGUAACCAGGACUACCGCGACAUCGUCUCCCGCCUCUCCUUCCCGCAGAUCGACGCCACUCUGCCACGCCUCUCCAUCCCCAACCACGACAUCAUCCUGUGGCUGGGCGACCUCAACUACCGGCUGACUGAGGUGGACGUGGAGAAGGUGAAGCUGCUCAUCGAGGACCAGGACUUCCAGACGCUGCAGCAGCAUGACCAGUCUGGUGCGGUGUGCCAGCUGAGCCUGCAGAGGGGCAAGAAGUUGGCGUUCUCGGGCUACUCGGAGGGGGCCGUCACCUUCCAGCCCACGUACAAGUACGACACGGGCUCCAGCAAGUGGGACACGAGCGAGAAGUGCCGUGUGCCGGCGUGGUGUGACCGCGUGCUGUGGAAGGGCCCCGGCGUGCAGCUGCUGCGUUACGGCAGCCACAUGGAGCUGUGUGUGAGCGACCACAAACCCGUCAGCGCCGUCUUCAACAUCGCGGUGAGCGUGCUCGACACGGUGCUCUACAAGCGUGUGUUUGAGGACGUCGUCAAGACCAUGGACAAGAUGGAGAACGAGUGCCUCCCCUCUGUGACGCUCAGCCAGCGCGAGUUUGUGUUCCCGGAGGUGAAGUUCCUGCAGCUGCAGGUGCAGUCUCUGUUCAUCACCAACGACGGGCAGGGCCCGUGCCAGUUUGAGUUCAUCUGCAAACUCGACGAGACCUCCUACUGCAAGGAGUGGCUCAGCGCCUCGCCCAACAAGGCCAUCAUCAAGCCCGGGGCCACCGUGGAGGUGGAGCUGGAGGUCUACGUGAACAAGUCGACCGCCCCUCGGCUCAACUCGGGCGACGACCGCGUCGAGGACAUCCUGGUGCUGCACCUGGCCGGCGGCAAGGACUACUUUGUGACCGUGAGCGGCUCCUACCUGCCCAGCUGCUUUGGCUCCUCGCUGCAGGCGCUGUGCCGAAUGCGCGAGCCGGUGCGGGAGGUGCGGCCCGGCGUGCUGCUCGCGCUGGGUGAUGAAGGGUUUCCCCAAACAGAGCAGGCGCAGCUUCCCCCGUGUGUGGAUGAGCGAGUGGCUCAGUGUGCGUUCUUUGAGAAGCCGCUUCACGUCCCCAAGGAGCUCUGGAUGAUGGUCGACCACCUCUACCAGCACGGCUGCCAGCAGGAGGACUUAUUUCAGCAGCCAGGGCUGCAUGCCGAGAUGGAGGAGAUCCGAGACGCCCUGGACACAGGGUUCCCGGAGAAACUUCCCGGCAGCAACCACUCGGUGGCCGAGGCGCUGCUCAUCUUCCUGGAGGCGCUGCCCGAGCCGGUGGUGUGCUACGAGCUCUACUCGCGCUGCCUGGACGCGUCCGCCAGCUACGCGCAGAGCAAGCAGGAGCUCUCGCGCCUGCCCGGGUGCCAUGACAGUGCGUUCCACUACCUGGCCGCGUUCCUUCGCGAGCUGCUCAAGCACUCGGCCGCCAACCACACGGACGCUCGCAUGCUGGCCUCGGUGUUCGGUUCGGUGCUGCUCCGCCCCCCGCCCAACCGGCGCCGCCUUCCGGACGACCGCAGGAAGCACAUCGCCUUCAUGCAGCACUUCCUCUCGCACGACGAGAGCAGCUGAUUGGCCGCCGACGCGGGUCACGUGACUCCGGCGGCCAUGUUGCUGCCCCCCCCCCCCCCCCGCGUGCACCGGUGUCCGACCUUGCGGGGGCGGGGUUGGUGGUUGGACUUGCGAGGUCAGGUUUCAGGAAGAGGUUAAAUUAUAACGAGAUUGGGUUUGUGAAUGCUGGCGGUGGACGGGGGAGGUGGGGGCUGGUAAGGGAGUGGGGGGAGCAGUGGUCGUCGGAGUCGUGGCGAAUGUGUGUCCUCGAAACAAGGUGCGUGGGUCUCGUGUCAACGACGGUGACAAUCGUGACAAUAAUCUCUGCAUCUACAUGGCCAUUACGCCGGUGCUUCGGCAACUCCAAGCGCCUUCCAUCGCUGCUCCUCUGUCGCUUUCAAGGGGUACCCACCAGCAUCAGCUGCUCCCCGCGGGAGACAAAUGUGGCAUCGGACACAUGGCGUGAAAAAUUGGGCGUUGGUCUGCCGGUGGAGGUGGGGGGGGGGUGGGUGCGCAUGAUUGCUGCUGUAUGCUCAAUCUAGAGGUGAUUUCUUUUUUUUAAUUUAGCGAAUUGCAGGUCUCUCACUUUGGCCACGUUUUACACAGCUGCACAAUCGCGCAGAGCGACGCCGGAUUGGUGGGUGGAGCUGCGUUGGGACGCUCUCCCGCGCCAGGCGGUCCCAGUUUUAGUCCCGGUCCCGAGUCAUUUAGCUGCAUCGAGGCAUCGGUGCUCAUCACCCGUUUGCAGCCCUGCAGAGGCAUUGGUGGAAAGUUCACAUCGCUGUGGCAGCGGGCCGGCGAGCCUUUCCACAGGACAGCCGCUGUUGAUCUUUCACUAAAAAUCGGUUCUCAUUUCUAUCGAUCCCCCGAGAGAUAGGCGCGAUCAAGUCGACCUCCCCCCACCUCAACCUGGGUUUGAACUUACAACCUUCCACUUGCGAGCCGCUCCCUCUACCGCUAAGCCGUGAUAAGUACAGUGACCAGUGCAGCAGUGGAUCAGUAUGUUAGCUAGAGUAGCAGUGGAUUAGCACGGUAGCAGUGGGUUAGCACGGUAGCUGUGUAGUAGUGGAUCAGCACGGUAGCUGGUGUAGCAGUGGGUUAGCACGGUAGCUGGUGUAGCAGUGGGUUAGCACGGUAGCUGGUGUAGCACGGUAGCUGGUGUAGCAGUGGAUUAGCACGGUAGCUGGUGUAACAGUGGAUUAGCACGGUAGCUGGUGUAACAGUGGAUUAGCACGGUAGCUGGUGUAACAGUGGAUUAGCACGGUAGCUGGUGUAACAGUGGAUCAGCACGGUAACAGUGGAUUAGCACGGUAGCUGGUGUAGCAGUGGGUUAGCACGGUAGCUGGUGUAGCAGUGGAUUAACACGGUGGCUGGUGUAGCAGUGGGUUAGCACGGUAGCUGGUGUAGCAGUGGGUUAGCAUGGUAGCUGGUGUAGCACGGUAGCUGGUGUAGCAGUGAGUUAGCACGGUAGCUGGUGUAGCAGUGGAUCAGCACGGUAGCUGGUGUAGCAGUGGAUCAGCACGGUAGCUGGUGUAGCAGUGGGUUAGCACGGUGGCUGGUGUAGCAGUUGAUGGAGCAGAGACGUGGGCUAAUUUAACCUUCAUGGAGGUAGCAGGGUUUUGGUAAAUAACGCACACACACCAGGGCAGCGCCACCCUUGAGUUCACCCGGUAUGUUGAGGACACACACUCGUACCAGCCACUGUUAUGAUGUGUGGGUUAGGGCCGGGGAGGGGAGUGAGACGAGAGAGAGAGGGGGGAGGUUGAAGAGAGAUCGUGUGGAGGAGGGGAGUUGGGGAAGUGCAGGUCCAUGGAGUGUCUCGCGGACCGUGAGUCGGGUGAUUGGGGGUGUCUGAGUGACGUGGUCUCGGUGGGACGUGGUGACCGCCAAUCACCUGCGCUCAUUACACCGUUCACUGCUCAAAUGUGGCCUCACUGCGGAGUUGAUGGGGUCUCAAUGGGUCGUGUGAGGAGGGCUGCAGGAGUGACAGUUCAGUGGGCGGUUGUGUCUCCACGUGUCUCCACGUGUCUCCACGUGUCUCCACGUGUCUCCUGUGUCUCCACGUGUCUCCUGUGUCUCCACGUGUCUCCACGUGUCUCCUGUGUCUCCACGUGUCUCCACGUGUCUCCUGUGUCUCCCCCCAUGUCCACUUAUCUCCCCGUGUCUCCGCGCGUCUUCCGGCGUCUUCCCAUGUCUCCAAAUGUCUCCCGCAUGUCUCUCCUUCUCCCCACAGCUAUCCACGUCUCCACGUGUCCCCACGUCUCCACGUGUCUACUGUGUCUCCACGUGUCUCCCAGCGUCUCUCCGCGUUGUCCUGCGUCUCACCGUGUCUCGGUGCAUAUCACCACCUUCCCUGCACCACACCUCAUCUCCCAGCACCACACCUCAUCUCUCUGCACCUCAUCUCCCUGCACCUGAUCUCCCACGUGUGUCCUCACUCCCCCCCCCGUCUCCCCGCGCGUCUCUCUGCGUUUCUCUGUUUAUCCGCCCGUGUCUCCGCGAGUCUCGCCACUUCUCCCCGUGCCUCCGCGUGUUUUUAACAUGAAUGUGUUUUUUUUAUCCAGCUUCAUAACCUAAUGGGGUUGGGGUGGGGGUGGGGCUAGGGUUAUGGUUGGGGUCACGGUGAUUCCCACGCCGCCGCCGCCGCCGUGGUCUCACGCGUUUGGUUAUUUUCCAGGGCGACCCUGGAGGAGAAUGAUUCGUAAUAAUGGAGCCGGCGCCGCCGGUGCCAAUGGUUCAGCAGCGCAGCCCUGCGGGGCGCUCUCAGAGCAAGAUGGGGCGCGUUUGAGACGACGCGGCCCAUUGGAUGGACGACAUAUCCAAGGGGGUGAUUGGAAAGCGCGUUGUGACCCCCUGUGAGCUGGGGCGAGGAUUAUAACCCCUCCCCUCGGCUGCAGCUCUUCCACACACGUAGACUAAGAUCCCUACCGCCUCGGCUACAGCUCCCGUCCCGUCAUCCCGGCUACAGCGUCACGCGGAUAAACUAGACCCACCUCCCGUCCUACCCCGUGACCCACAUGGAGAAACAAAGCCUCCUCUCCCCGUCGUUCCGUAACUCGUUGUCUCUAGCCCGCUGUCCUAUUUCGCCGGCCGCAGCUCCUCGUCGUCACCAAAGAGAGAGAGAGAGGGAGGGAGGCGGGGGGGGGCUGGUGGAGCUCCGGCCGUGCACCGGGAGCAGCCACGAGUGGCGCUGAACGCGUUACCGCCGCGGCUUGGAGCGACAAUUGCCGGAUCGCGUCUGAACGACCAGACAGUAACGGCCAGUCGCAGCUCGUCAAUCUGGGUGGUGCCGCGUUUAGCGCGCACCGCGCGAACCCGCCGCAUGAAAGUCGAGUCGAGUCUGCCCUGAACAAUCGGUUGCCUGCAAUCGGUUGCCUGCGACCGAUUGUUCAGCUGGUUGUAACUGAUUGUGGAGACAGGUUGGGGGUCCCACCACACCCGAGCGGCCGGGUCGCUGAGCGAACCACCGUGUUCGAGUGGGUUUUGUGUCCCCAGGCGAUAACUCGAGAGACCGAGGAUAGAGGCUCAUUUGCAAUGGGGGAGGGGGAGGGGGGGGGGUGGGUGUCUGGAUUGCUCAAAAGUCGAGUUCACAUCUCUGUUGUGAGCAACCUGUUUGCGAAGACGACCACGUGGAAGGGAUGGAGUUGCAUGCGACUAGUUUGUGUGUGUGGACUGCGCUGUAACCACCCCCUCCCUCCUUCGCCCCCGUGCACACUGCAAUAAUAACAAUGAGAGCGGUGUUGUUUUAAUGUUCAUGGCCUAGCCCGAAAUUAGGUCCCAAUCUAUAUUAUAUUAUAUGUGUGUACGUGUGUGUGUCACUCUAUUAUAAAGGUCUCGUACGUGUCUAUACAUCCAACCUGCCGAUGCUC